This is a messenger RNA of Coccinella septempunctata (seven-spotted ladybird), 1108 nucleotides long. RefSeq names its product putative ankyrin repeat protein RF_0381. NCBI's taxonomy places the organism in Eukaryota, Metazoa, Arthropoda, Insecta, Coleoptera, Coccinellidae. The transcript is spliced from 2 exons. Gene Ontology annotation, molecular function: protein binding. Bases 1 to 405 code for a protein of 134 amino acids. The record is from RefSeq and is a predicted model, not a curated record.
AUGCAACAGGACGAUUUCAAGGACAUCGACGUGAUUGUGCCAAGAAAAAUUAAAACAAACAUUAAAAUUACACAGUACGUCUGGUUGAAGAUCAGUGCAGAUGACCCACUCCUUGGGUGUGUGGAAGAUAUAAACAUUUUUCACGGAGGAAAUACGGCCCUGCAUGUAGCCGUCCGUACGAGAUUGAGAGACGUGGUGGAAUAUAUUAUCAGUAGGAACGAGUUAGAUAUAAACAUGAGGACGAAUGGAAAAUGGACAGCUUUACACGAAGCUACAAAAACAGGAAGGCUAGAUAUCAUUAAAACCCUCCUGGACAAUGGGGCGGACGUAGGGGCUAAAGAUGAAUCGGGACAAACUCCACUGCAUUGGGCUGUCAGAUUCCAUACUCCCAUGGAUCUAGUCUAGACACUGGUUGAAAGUGGUGCAGAUGUUAACUCGAAGGAUGAAUAUGGAUGUACACCCCUGCAUAUCCUCUGUACUAAAGGAGCAGGAGUGAAUAUGGAUAUAUUUGAUCUCCUGCGCCGAAAAAUGGACAAUCCAAACACAGAGGACUCAAAGGGAUCUACACCAAUUCAUAACCUGAUGAGACUCUUACUAGUCAAUUCCCUGCCUAGUAAUAAGAAACUCGUAGAAUUAUUUUUGAAAUAUGGUGGAAGCUUGACCAAGGAAGAUGGUUUAUUUGGUACCGUGCUUCACGUGGCAGCUUCUUCAAACCAUUCUGCUAAUUUUUUGAUGUUCCUCAUGGAAAAGGGAGCCUAUACGGGCAUUUUGAACGGGACAACUUAACGUUCUUGGACUACAUUAUACGGAGCGAUAGGAAGAAAGUGAAAGAAAUCGUGAAAAAUAUGAUUGUCCAGGAGUUCAAGGGAAGAUUCGAUUUGGAUCCCCUACUUUUGAAUUGCGUGAGGACAGACCGUGAAAUCAAUGAAUAUGUGAGGUCGUGUAAGAUUGAACUCUGCUUACUUAAUGGCCGUCAACUGGGGAACGAAAAACAAUAUCCUUAUUCACGGUCUUGUCCUCGGAUGAGAGAACACUGGCAAAUAUUUUCAGAAAUGCUCUUACCAGGAAUGAAAUGGCCAAAUUUUAUAGGCGAAAAUUUCCUAUGUUC